UCCUAACUGCGAGGCAGCAGCGCUACCACUGCGCCACCAUGCCGCCCAUCCAUAAAUAUAUAAACUCAAAACUCCGGCCAUCCAAUCUGUAACCAUGCAUCAUCCAGUUUAGGUAUUGUUAAGUCUUGGGUGUAAACCAACAGCACUGGGUGCAAAGUGGGAACCAGGCCUGGGUGAUGUGCCAGUCUGUUCACGGGGCACAGUCUUGAUCACAUCAGGCCGAUGAAGUCCAGUUCAAGUUCAGCUUUAUUGUCAUGUGUGUAUGAUACAAUGGAAUUCUUAACUGCACAUCUCCUCAUGACAGAGACAAUAAUAAAAUACCUGUGCCACCAAAAGAUAUACACAUACUGACAAAAAGAAGAAGAUAAAUAAAUAGUGCAUAGAUGUCAAACUCAGGCCUGCGGGACAAAUCUGGCCCGCAGAGUAAUUAUAUUUGGCCCGUGAAAAAAUACCAAAUGUCUACUAGAGCUGGCCCUCCAGUAGACAGCACAUGCACAGCUGAUACUACAAAUCCCAGAAUGCUCUGCUGGUGCGUUGGCACAUCAAUCAGGACCUACAAGUGCCCACUCCUCUGUUGACAUUCAUUAGCGACCUCAUGCUACCAGUCACAUUGGGCCACACCUCACAAAAAAGGCCAAACGAAAGGUGGAAAACAGAAGCUUUCUAGAAAAGUGGGAAGCAGAAUAUCUGUUCACAAAUGUAAAGGGCAGACCUGUUUGUCUUGUGUGCGGAGCCAACAUAGCUGUAACCAAAGAAUAUAACAUAAGAAGACACUAUCAAAAGAAACAGCAUGACAAGUACAAGGACCUCGACAUAGCGCAAAAGCGCCAGAAAGUAGAGGAGAUGAAAAGAAGUUUGGUUUCACGACAGACUAUGUUCACAAAAGCCAUAUAAAAAAGUGAGGCAGCUGUAAAGGCCAGUUUUAUUGUGGCAGCAGAGAUUGCAGAAUCAGCCCGGCCCUUUGAUGAGGGAGAGUUUGUCAAAAAGUGCAUGAUCAAAGUUUGCGACGUCGUGUGCCCAGAUAAAAGGCAGGCAUUUUUAAAUGUGAGCCUUAGCAGAAACACAGUAGCUGAUCGUGCGUGUGAUCUUGCCACAAAUCUACACGAACAGCUGAUGGAAAAGGCAAAAGAUUUCAUUGCAUUCUCCCUUGCUGUGGAUGAGAGCAGCGACACAUCUGAUAAUGCCCAGCUGUCAGUCUUCAUCCGUGGAGUGGACUCAGAUCUGUGCGUUACGGAGGAAACUUUGGGAUUAAAAUCAAUGCAUGGCACAACCACAGAAAAAGAAAUCUUUGAAGAGGUUUCCAAAUGUGUAACUCAAAUGAGGCUACCUUGGGAUAAACUUGUGGGACUAACGACAGAUGGUGCGCCAGCAAUGUGCGGUCAAAAGAGUGGAUUGGUGGCCGGGAUUCGGGAGAAGAUGCAGGGAGAGAACUGUGCAGAGAGUAGGCAGUAGGAAGCUUGACUGCAUUUUGGCAUUCAUUUGGUGGAAACAAAAGACGG
Molecule: messenger RNA, 1499 nt
Organism: Polypterus senegalus (gray bichir)
Lineage: Eukaryota; Metazoa; Chordata; Cladistia; Polypteriformes; Polypteridae
Product: general transcription factor II-I repeat domain-containing protein 2-like
Exons: 2
Coding region: 991-1452 (153 amino acids)
Source: RefSeq, a predicted model, not a curated record